This is a messenger RNA of Cooperia oncophora, 900 nucleotides long. The record is from the annotation of a GenBank genome assembly. Lineage: Eukaryota; Metazoa; Nematoda; Chromadorea; Rhabditida; Trichostrongylidae.
AUGGUGGGUAAGGUCAACGAUGUUGGUGGAUCGAUCGUCGUUCACGCUUUCGGUGCCUAUUUCGGUCUUGCAUGUUCCAGGGCGUUCGCCAGUGACAAGCAAAGAGAUCACGAUAAUGAGGGCUCUGUCUAUCAUUCGGACAUCUAUGCCAUGAUCGGAGCCAUCUUCCUGUGGGUGUUCUGGCCAUCGUUCAACGCCGCGGUUGCCGAGCCGGCAGAUGCUCGUCAACGAGCUGUCUGCAACACGGUUCUUUCGCUAGUUGCCUGCACCAUCACCACGUUCCUCGUCUCCCAGGCCACGGAUCAUCACAAGAAAUUCGAUAUGGUCCACAUCGCGAACUCCACUCUUGCCGGUGGAGUGGCCAUCGGAACAACCGCAAAUGUCGUGCUCCACCCUCUCCACGCGCUCAUUGUUGGUGUCAUCGCUGGAUUGAUUUCUGUGAUCGGAUUCAGAUACAUUACGCCUUUCCUGUCGAACAAGCUCGGAGCUCAUGACACCUGUGGAGUCAACAAUCUGCACGGAAUGCCGGGUGUACUAGCUGGUCUCCUUUCAGCGGUCUUUGUCAUGGCAUACGAUCCGGCUGAUUACGGCAAGAGCUUGAACCUUAUCUAUCCGGCCAUGAAGAGCGACACCAAUGAAUCAGGCAUCUCGGCUGCUGCACAGGCCGUCAACCAGCUCGUCGGUCUCGCCUUGGUCCUAGUAUGCUCGCUCAUUUCUGGACUAAUCACUGGAUUCAUCCUGAAACUGAAAGUAUUCAACCAAGUACGCCACACGGAAAUGUAUGCCGACGGUGACUUCUUUGAAACGCCAGCUGAUUACGAUUUCACGACGAGGAUCAUUUCUCACAUCGACCGUGUCGAGAUCAACGAAUACAGUAAACUUACCCAGAAAGAAGUUUAA